Aphanomyces invadans is the source of this 929-nucleotide messenger RNA. RefSeq lists its product as hypothetical. The transcript has a single exon. Bases 146 to 883 code for a protein of 245 amino acids. The record is from RefSeq and is a predicted model, not a curated record. Lineage: Eukaryota; Oomycota; Saprolegniomycetes; Saprolegniales; Verrucalvaceae.
ACGAUUUGGGCAAUCAUGUGGUGAAUCGCGAGUAGGCGUACACCGUCCCUCCCUGGAUCUCCAGAUCAUUGCAAUCUGAUUGGCUCCCUAGUUCCUUUGGAAAGCAGUCGUCUUCCGUCACAAUCGCAUUUUCGUCCAGAGGAACAUGUUCGCCAAGCUUGCCGUCAUUGCCGCGUGCGCCGCCCUUGCUGUGUCUGGAGCCCAGAACUCGACCACCAACUCGUCGAACGUGAUUGUGCCAACGAACUCUUCGCUCCCUGCUGCUGCCACGACUCCGUACGGCCGUGUCCUUUUCGGCAAGUUCUUGGAACAACUCGAAAUCCAGCACAUCGACAACGAUCCGUUGGACGACGAUGAAUACAAUCUGGCUGUGAACGAGCUCGAAAACCUCUUGACUGGCAAGACUGUUGUCGAGUCUAAGGCCCAAAAGAAGAAACUCCGUGCAGCUCUGCGCAACUUGUUGGCCCGCAUGACCCCUGAAGAAAUGGAGCAAUUGUUCAUUGAUGUCACCUUUGAAUUGACCGUCAAGCUGUUCAAGAAAACUUUUGGCAGUGAAAUUGACGUCGAUGCCUUGUACGAAAACAUGACCGCGACUGGUGAUGCCGUGACGUUUUCCUCCGCGGACGACGGUUCUUUUAACGGCUUAUCUACCUCGGACAUUGUCUGCAUCGGAUCCGCUUUCGGUGGAUGUGUUCUGUCCGUCGCUGUGGCCGUUGCCGUAAUCGGCGCCCGCAAAAAGAAGGCCGCCGCUGCUGCUCAAGUUUCGUCGGAAAACGUUGUCGAUGAGAUCGAAGCUGCUGAAAACCUCGCGGCUGCACAAAAGGACGCUGCGUCUGAAGUCGAAGACAUCAAGACCGACUCGCCCGCCGUCGUCGCCGUCUAGACGUAAUAUUUCGUCGUUAACAUUAACUGUUUUGAAUUUUCCUUGA